Schistocerca gregaria is the source of this 4553-nucleotide messenger RNA. Its product is annotated as heat shock protein 68-like. The transcript is spliced from 2 exons. The record is from RefSeq and is a predicted model, not a curated record. The coding region runs from base 82 to 2004 and encodes 640 amino acids. Gene Ontology annotation, biological process: protein refolding; cellular response to unfolded protein. NCBI's taxonomy places the organism in Eukaryota, Metazoa, Arthropoda, Insecta, Orthoptera, Acrididae. Gene Ontology annotation, molecular function: ATP-dependent protein folding chaperone; misfolded protein binding; heat shock protein binding. Gene Ontology annotation, cellular component: cytoplasm.
GAAGCCCUCACGUGUACUUUCAGACUGUCGCGCGAAGCAAUCCAAUCCUCAGUAUAGCACAUUUCGCGAACCCCGUACGCCAUGGCACCAAAGAUGCCAGCGGUCGGUAUCGACCUCGGGACUACGUAUUCCUGUGUAGGGGUUUGGCAGCACGGCAAGGUCGAGAUCAUUGCCAAUGACCAGGGCAACAGGACGACACCAAGCUACGUCGCUUUCGGCGACAGCGAGCGCCUGAUCGGAGAUGCCGCCAAGAACCAAGUGGCGAUGAAUCCGCAGAACACAGUGUUCGACGCGAAGCGGCUCAUCGGACGCAAAUACGACGACCCCAAGAUACAGGGCGACCUGAAGCAGUGGCCGUUCAAAGUGGUCAACGAUGGAGGGAAGCCGAAGAUCGUCGUGGAGUACAAAGGAGAGGUCAAAAGGUUCUCCCCAGAGGAGAUAAGUUCCAUGGUGCUGACCAAGAUGAAGGAGACAGCCGAGGCGUACCUCGGUGGCAAAGUGACCGACGCGGUCGUCACCGUGCCGGCGUACUUCAACGACUCGCAGCGGCAAGCGACGAAAGACGCCGGUGCCAUCGCGGGCCUCAACGUGCUUCGGAUCAUCAACGAGCCGACGGCCGCGGCGCUGGCGUACGGCCUGGAUAAAAAUCUGCGCGGCGAGAAGAACGUGCUCAUCUUCGAUCUGGGAGGCGGAACUUUCGACGUUUCGGUGCUCACUAUCGACGAAGGGUCGCUGUUCGAGGUCAAGGCGACGGCGGGAGACACGCACCUGGGCGGCGAAGACUUCGACAGCCGCCUGGUGAACCACUUCGCCGAGGAGUUCAAUAGGAAGUUCCGGAAGGACCUACGCAGCAAUCCUCGAGCUCUGCGGCGCCUGCGGACGGCAGCCGAGCGCGCCAAGAGGACGCUCUCCUCCAGCACCGAAGCAAGCAUCGAGAUCGACGCGCUCUUCGAGGGAGUCGACUUCUACACCAAAGUGUCGCGCGCCCGCUUCGAAGAGCUGUGCUCCGAUCUCUUCCGGUCGACGCUCCAGCCGGUCGAGAAGGCGCUCACCGACGCCAAGCUGGACAAGUCGGCUAUACACGACGUCGUGAUGGUCGGCGGGUCGACGCGCAUUCCCAAGAUCCAGAGCCUGCUCCAGAACUUCUUCAACGGCAAAGCCCUCAACCUGUCGAUCAACCCGGACGAAGCGGUGGCCUACGGGGCGGCGGUGCAGGCCGCCAUCCUCAGCGGUGAUUCCAGCUCCCAGAUACAAGACGUGCUGUUGGUGGAUGUCACGCCGCUGUCGCUAGGCAUCGAAACUGCCGGCGGCGUCAUGACCAACAUCGUCGAACGGAACACGCGCAUUCCCUGCAAGCAGACGCAGACAUUCACGACGUAUUCCGACAACCAGCCCGCUGUCACCGUCCAGGUCUUCGAGGGCGAGCGCGCUCUUACAAGGGAUAACAACCUGUUGGGAACCUUCGACUUGUGUGGCAUCCCACCUGCUCCCAGAGGCGUUCCUAAGAUUCAGGUGACGUUCGACAUCGACGCGAACGGCAUCCUGAACGUGUCGGCUCGCGACGAGAGCACGGGCCACUCGCGCAACAUCACCAUCCGCAACGACAAGGGCCGGCUGUCCAAGGCGGAGAUCGAGCGCAUGCUGGCGGACGCGGAGCGAUACCGCGCCGAGGACGAGCGCCAGCGCGAGCGCGUUGCCGCGCGCAACCGCCUCGAGGGCUACGUGUACGGCGCGCGCCAGGCGCUGGACGACGCUGGCUGCAGGUUGCCCGACGGGGAGCGCCGGCGCGCCAGGGACGCCUGCGAGGACGUGCUGCGCUGGCUCGACGCGCACCCCGGCGCAGACCGCGCCGACUACGAGCAGCGCCUGCGCGACGUGCAGGGACUGUGCGCGCCGCUCAUGUCGAGGCUGCACCAGCAGGCCGGCGGCCGCGGCGGCGGCGGCGGCGGCUACGGCAGCCGGCAGCAGCAGCACGACGGGCCCGUCAUCGAAGAGGUCGACUGAGCGCGCACAGGAAUCGAUACACCGACGGCGCCACGACUAUCGACAGCGUUACGCACGUCCUGUAGGAGAGACUGAUCUUUGGAGGAGGCUCACAAACUUUUUUUUUUCGGCUUCUCGGCAAGGACAUUUGAAGCUAGAGCCCACUGAGACUGCAUAAGACAAUAGUACGAAACGAAAAUUGUAUUGAACUCCACAUAAUAGUCUUGAGAGAUGCAGCAACUGCAUAGACAUUUAAGAAAAUUCUCAUUUGUUGUUACGUCUCAAGCAGCACAUUUUUAAUUAGACUGCAUGUUUCGAUUACUCUGAAUCAUUUUCAGAUCUAACAAGGGAACCUCCCCAUCGCACCCCCCUCCGAUUUAGUUAUAAGUUGUGCAUGGGGACUUAGUUAUAUAAUGAAAAUAUAAUAAUUUUAGAAGCUGUGUAUGCCGCUACAAAGUCUCAUAACCGCUUUGCCCUGAGUAGCAUUAGUACCCAAUCUGACUGCAUAUAAUAACAAUAAAGAAUGAAAGGAAAUUUCCGUCAACACCAUUGAUUAAUUAAGUCCCCAGCAACUAUAAAAGCUAAACAAAACACAAGUGUAACUGUUCUGUGUGUGGUAGUGUGGUUCAACGUAUAUGUAUCUGGCACGGUUCUUCCUCAAUACGACAAGAAAUUUUAAACACCUUGUACAAUAAAGUAAUUAAAAAUAAGCCAGAUAAUUGCACAUAGAAACCAGAAUUACAGUCCAAUACAUAAACACGAGCCAGAUGCUUUGUUGACUGAACGUGUGACCAACAGGCAUUGUUAUUUAGGAAAUUUCAAAUAAACAAUUUUUUGUUACCUCCACGUAUAUUGACGAAAAAUACACUGUGAUCAUUGCAACAUUUUCCAUCUAUACAUUACACAUACCGAACAGCAUCUACUCUCUCGCCCAACAGAACAAUAAUUGCACACGACAUGCUUUCAACUAGUACUGCUUGCGACAUCCUCUCAACAAGCACUUCCCACGGCAACCUCUGAAAUACAACUGCCCUCGAAAUUCUCUGAACAACUACUGCCAGUGGAGGCGGCGAAAUAAUACUCUAUGGCGCAAUCUCUGGUGCUGUGACUCAGUGUAGCCACCUUUCAGUUGGCACAGUGGAUGGGCCUUGAAAAACUGAACACAGAUCAAUCUAGAAAACAGGAAGAAGUAGUUUGGAACUAUGAAAAAAAUAAUCAAAAUAUAGAAACUGAAUAGUCCAUGCGAAAGAUAGCCAACAUCAAGGAGAGUGUGAGCUCAUGAGCGCCGUCGUUCCGUGGUUAGCGUGAGCAGCUGCGGAACGAGAGGUCCUCGAUUCAAGUCUUUCGUCGAGUGAAAGGUUUACUUUAUUUUCGCAAAGAUAUGAUCUUCCCGUUCGUCCAUUGACGUAUCUGUUAACUGUAAUAAGUUUAGUGUCUGUGUUUUGCGACCGCACCGCAAAACUGUGCGAUUAGUAGACGAAAGGACGUGCCUCACCAAAGGGAGACGAAAACAUUUGAUCGCAAGGUCAUAGGUCAAUCGAUUCCUCCACAGGAAAACACGUCUGAUACGUUCUAUACGACACUGGUGACGGCAUGUGCGUCACAUGACAGGAAUAUGUUGUCGACCCACCUAACUUGUACACUUGGCGAAUGGGUAAAAAGAUUCUUCUACGUUACCCGAUUCUGGUUGCCUUGUGGAUGUGAUAAUCACUCCCAAAAAGAGAUGUGACAUAAACUGAAAAUAAAAAAUCAAACUUUUCGCGCGAGGGAAGACUUCCAAAGCACCUCUAGUUUCGUUGCACUCCUGAGUUCACGCUCUUCUUGAUGUUGCUUAUAUUGCACAUGAACUACUCAGUUUAUAUAUUUUGCUUAUUUUUUUCAUAGUCCCACACAACUUAUUCCUGUUUUCCCGAUUGCUCUGUGUUCAGUUUUUCAAGGCGUAUCCACUGUGCCAACUUAUAAAUAAAUCUGACGGGGGUGCGAGGAGGAGGUUCUCUUGUAAGUAGUUUCGUAAGCAGCCUGUCUUCUAUACUCCGAACCAAAUAUAAGAGUAGUGUCAGUACUCUGAUAUUUGGUUCUGAGCAGAUAAGACGGGUUUGUGACGCAACUCCUCAGAUUUGAACAUCAUCGAAAGCGAUAAAAACUAAUUAAAAAGUACAACUGAGGCCUAACGGUAAAUGAGAACUACCUCAGAAAAUUGUUCACCGUAGGAAGUCACUAUUUACUGGCUCAUGUUCAUGUAAAGCGUUUCGAGGCUUAAUUAGAGACGGAAAAUGUUUUUCAAAAACUGCUAUGCUGAUAUUUCGAUAGAACAUCUAAGUGAUAUUAUUGCUGUGGUUUUAUAGAAAGUAUUAUAUCCAUGUUUUCGUUACAUCACAUUGUUCAUACAUGUUUCAAAAUAAGUGACUGUUAAGUGAAAAUUUUUUGUUACUUUCAAAAAGGAAAAAUGUUCUCAUUUAAAUUUGUUCCGUAAGAGGUCUGUCAUUAGUUUCGCACAAGCUUUGACAAGUUUUGUUUAUUAUGAAAAAAAAACUGUUCAGAUUUAUAUUGUAUUAAAUAAAAGAAAAUUU